This is a messenger RNA of Paramecium tetraurelia, 2838 nucleotides long. RefSeq lists its product as uncharacterized. The transcript is spliced from 9 exons. Gene Ontology annotation, molecular function: protein binding. Lineage: Eukaryota; Ciliophora; Oligohymenophorea; Peniculida; Parameciidae. The record is from RefSeq and is a predicted model, not a curated record.
AUGCAAGCCUAAACUUAAAUUACAUAAGCUGAAUUAGAACUAGCUGAAUUAUAUUUUUAAUAGGCAUAAGUAAAAUAUAAAAACGAUUAUAUUAAGGAUUUUCAAUCUAAAAAUUAUCUUCAAGAAGCACUUUAAGAGAUCAAUAAAAGUUUGAGAUUGUAAUAGAACAAUGUUAAUGCUUAUCUUUUAAGAGGCGAAAUAUUGUCUGAGUUGGAAAACAAUGAAAUGGCCCUUUAGGAUUGUAAUAUAGUAUUAAAAAUUGAUUCAAAAUCAGCAAACGCAUAUUAUCUUAGAUGUAAGAGCAUGCUUGAUUAUUAAGCAACAAUUUAGUGGAAAAAUAAAUGUUUAUAUUCAGCUUUAGACGAUAUUAAUUAAGCAAUUUCACUCAAUCCAAAUUUUGAAAUAGCCUAUAGCCGUAAAGGUAUAUUUUGUUAAGCAGUGUAUCAAAGGAACAAUUCUUUGGGAGCUAGGACUUAGUUUAGAAGCAUUUACUUGUUUUCUAAAGGCGACUCAAGUAGUAAAUUCAGUUAAUAAUCAUUUUGCUUCAUAAAGAUGUACCUUUUAUACGUAAUAUUAAAGCAAUUUCAAAAUAAUAAGAUGAAGAGCUUUAUUAAAUUAAUAAAGCUAUUGAGGUAAAUCCUAAUGAUUCUUAAGCUUAUUUAAAUAGAGGUAUUAUAAUGUAUCAAUUAAAUAGCCAAGAUUUUUCUUCUUUAGAAUAAAGUGAAUGAAGCCCUUGCAGAUUAUGCUGUAGUAACAAAUAUAAACCCAUAUUUUAUCCAACCUUAUAUAAAAAGAGCUAAAAUUCUUAUAGACUAAAACUAAAUUGAAGAUGCACUUAAAGAAAUCAGAAAGGCUUAAAAUCAUGAAAAAAAUAAUGCUGAAAUUUACUAUAUUGAGGGAAACUGUUAUUAAAAGAUUGGUAAGUUAGAUAUGGCUCUUCAUGCUUAUAAUCGCGCUAUAACAUUUUGCCCUAAAGAUGAAUAGUACUUAAAUCAAAGAAGCGAGCUUUACUUCAGAUUGGAAAGGUUUGAGGAAGCUAUAAAAGAUCUUAAUAAGGCUAUUAAUAUCAAUUCUAAUUCUUAAUUUUCAUACUACAAUAGAGCCCAAUCCUAUUUAAAGAUUGGAUAGAAAGAUUAAGCCAUGAAGGAUUUAGAAAAACAUGUUGAGAUAAAUCCAAAUCAUUCGGAUGCCUAUUAUCAAUUAGGUUUUAUAUUAACAAUGCUUGGUAAUAUUAAUUAAGCAUUUUUCUAUUAUUGUAAAGCUAUCUAACUUAAUCCUAAAUUUUAAAAGGCAUAUGCAAAUAGAGGUAUUGACUAAAUUUUAAAAGUAGCUUCCCUUGCUACUAGUUUGGGAUUAAAAUAAUAGGCAUUUGAUGAUUUAAAUAAGGCCAUAGAACUCGAUCCAAACUGUUCAAAUUCAUAUUAUAAUAGAGGUUUUAGUUUUUCUAUUUUAGGAACGUUAUUUGUUAAUUUAGGAAAUUUUGAAUUAGCCCUUAAGGAUCUAAAUUAAGCUAUUUAAAUUGAUCCUAAUUAUUAAGAUGCACUUAAUAAUAGAGGCCUGGUUUAUAAUCAUUUAGGUUAGAAAAAAGAAGCUCUAAAAGACUUUAAUCAGAUUAUUUUAUUAAAUCCAACUAAUGGAGCUGUUUUAAAUAAUAUAGGAACUUUGUAAUUUUAUUAAGGCUUGAGACAAGAUUCCUUAUAAUCAUUUCUAAAGGCUAAUUAAUAUUGCUAGAAUCCAGUCAUUUUAGUUAAUAUAGGAAAUAUAUAUUUUGAAGAGCGAAUGUAUUAAUAAGCUAGAAAUUACUUACUUUAGGCAAAAUAAUUAAUGGAAAGUCAAGGCAAUAAUUCAAAAAAUUGUUGGAAUCUUAGUCCUGCCAAUAUUUCUGCUUUAAAUGAAAAAGUUUCUUUAUUAUUAAGAAUAGAGGAAUAAAUGGGUUCUCUUAGAUCCUAAAUUAUGCAAAAAUAAUAAAUUCUUAAUGAAUAGCAACCACAAUUACCAUCAGUUGAUGAAUUAGAAAUGUAGAUAUUCAAAGAUUCAAAAGGAUAAUCAAUAAUAUAACCAAUAACGAGUAAUUAAGAUACAUGCUAAGUUCAGAGGGAACUAUCAUUACUUAAACAAAAAACUUAGUAUUUAUAGGGAGUUUUUGAAAAAAUAAAAUUAUCAGACACCUUCAAGAUAGAGAGGGGGAUUGAAAUUUUGAAUUUACCAGAAAAUUCUCAUAAACUCUUAUAUUUUAGAUCAUUAGUUUGGCAUUUAUAUAAUUAUUUGAAUUCAAUGCAGCAAAUCUCAACAGGAUUCUAUGAAAUUAAAGAGAGUGCUUAUAAAUAGAACAGAUUUGAAUAAUUCAUAUAUUAUCUUAAAGAAACGAUAAAAUAUAUUCCUAGUGUUAUGAAAUAUUUAUCUCUGCCUUCUACAGUUUUUGAUUGUAUAAACUAGGCAUUAGGAAUAGGAAUGAAGAAAACUCUUGAGAUUACUUUUAAAAAUCGAAUUAUAAAAAUAACAAAUAUUUUAAAAAGAUCCACUAUAGGUUCAUUGAGUAUUGAACAAUAAAUUUAAUUGGCUGCUCUAGAAUUAAGUUCAGAGAUAAAACCACAACAACAACAACAAAGAUAAUAAUCCAAAUUUUAAAAAUUUGUUGAUAUGAUAGCUAAUUUAUCUAGGUAAUAGGAAGAGUUUAGCUAAGAUAUUUUUUGGAAAAAAGGGAUAGAUGAUUCAUUAACCAUACUAUCUUAUAUGAACAACUAAAUAAAUCCUAUUGAAAAUAACAAUUAGACUUUGAGUUAGAUUAUUAUAGAUGCUUUUAGAAAUAAUCAGCCAUAGUAAUUAUAAUCUAGUUGA